AUGCCAAAGAUAAAAAAACCGAAAAAGAAUGGUCCACCCCCAGAAGGGUACUCUAAAGUUGAACCUACUUUGACAAAGUAUCGUAGCAAGUUGAAGUCAGCACAAACUAAUCCCGACCCAACCAAAUCUAAACAAUCAUCAUUAUGGAUAAUAUAUCAAUUAAAUUAUAAAAUCACUCGUUAUGUUUAUGAUACAUAUGUGGCGAAACGAAUAUCUAAAGAAUUGUAUGAUUGGUUAUUACUUCAGAAUGAUAUAAACAACGACCUUAUUGCUAAAUGGAAAAAACCUGGUUAUGAAAAGUUAUGUUGUAUUAAUUGUAUAUCUACCAAUACUAAUGGUGGAGGAACUUGUGUCUGUAGAGUUCCUAAAGCCAAAUUAUUAGAAAAGGAUCCUGAAAAAGUGAAUAUUGAAUGUAUUACUUGUGGGUGCCGAGGAUGUGCUUCUAGUGAUUAA
Molecule: messenger RNA, 453 nt
Organism: Candida dubliniensis CD36
Lineage: Eukaryota; Fungi; Ascomycota; Pichiomycetes; Serinales; Debaryomycetaceae
Gene: BUD31
Product: U2 snRNP complex subunit
Exons: 1
Coding region: 1-453 (150 amino acids)
Biological process (GO): mRNA splicing, via spliceosome
Cellular component (GO): spliceosomal complex; nucleus
Source: RefSeq, a predicted model, not a curated record